AUGUCAAAUCAAAACGCUCUCAAAACCUUCAUCGUUCACGGCGACAAGAAGGAGCGUGGCCUUAUGCGUCGUCGUCCCUUCCUCGCAGCGGGUAAAAGAUUCCCUGCGUUACCGUUUGCCAUCUACUAUCGUGAAGACCGGUUCCUCCCUGCCCUUCAGCGCAUCAAUCAGUUCAUCGACGGCAUUUUGGAGCAGAAGGACCACUGGACGGACGUUACACAUCUCAAUAGCCACCCCCUUCGCCUCGCCCGCUGGCUCAGUCGUCGAAUCAACAAACUUCCGGCCGAUUGGUUCCCGGAGUGGCAGGACUUCUAUCCGGUUACAUUAGGGAGGAAUAUUGGGAUUUAUUUGGAUUGGGACGACUGUGCUGAAACGGUUAACGGUCGCGAAUGGCGGCGGUUUGAACAUGUCGACAGCAUUGGCGAUGCCAUGGUGUUCAUGAUCACCAAGGGCCAAUACACAACCAUGGAGGGCGUUCUGAAGACCUCCGACGCAAUGCCUGCGGCUCGAACACCUCGCCUCCUCGCGACACCACUUCCUCGCUCACUCGCAACUCCACUUCCCAGCUCGCUCGUGCCUUCAACGCCUCGCACGCCCGCAGCUCCUGCGCCUCCUACGCCUCGCUCCUCUGUACCUUCAACGUCCGGCGUGUCCGUAGUCUCGCUGCGUGCCGAUAUACCCGUCCCCUCCCUUGUUCCCAACUUCCCCGGCGCCUUGGUCCAUCCUCAGCGUCCAGCCACAGCUUUCCCUCCCGCCCCUGCCCCUCCUAUCCCGGCUGCUGCACGACAACCACGAGCCUCCGACGACUUGGAUGCAUCUCUCGCCAACCUACACGUCAGCUCUUCUGCUUCGUCCACCACCUCGUCUCCCACCUCGUCCACCACCUUGUCCACCACCUCGUCCUUAUCCUCCGGUCCUGCACCUGUGUUCGGCACUCUUCUGCAGAUGCCCACCACUGCUGAGGAGCCCAUCCUGUACUCGCACGUCCGGACGUUGAGGGGCAUCGUCGGACAUGUUAUGUUUCCCGAGGAGCUUCCCGUCGAUGGCUAUCCGCCGAGCGGGCUCUUGGCCCCUGCCGCCGAAGAAUACUUGCUGGCUCACGGUUACGACGCUGCCUCUGUGUGGGGCAUUCACCACGCCUUUAGGGCCCGGUCUCUGCCCUCAUUCAUGGAGUUCGUGUGCCGGCGAGGUCUGCCGCAGCUGGAGGCAAUGGUCAUUACUGAACUCCGCCCGACACUAACAUUUAUAAAACGGUGUUUGUUUUUCUUUUUUUUCUCCGUUGCUGACGUCCGUCUACUCUUUCCGAUGCCCUCCGCCGCCACUCCCGUCACUGGUGACCGUUACAUCAAGGGCUACCAGCCCUCCAUCCGUCGUCCUCAUCGCCAUCGAGCUCCUCACAAGAAGAUAGAGCGAACACCUGCCGACAAAGCCGCCGAGAAGGAGCGUCGUGCCGAGAACAGUGCAAGGUAUAAAGACAUGCUGUCGGCCGCGCAGGACGCUGUCUGGGAGCAUGCUGUUGAGCUCCAAGCCGCGUUCCCGAACCAUUCGACUGAACAUUACUUUGAGGCCAUCAUGCAGAUGCCAAAGUACCGUCAGCAGGAGCUCAAGUCCGUCAGCAAGUGGAAUGCGUACGUCUUUGUCGAGACGGAAAAGUACAACGAAGCACUUCCCUCUGGCCAGCCUCGGGCCAAGGCUACCGAAUAUCAGAAAACCCUCGCGCCCAUUUGGCGGGACAUGCCGCUUGAAGAGAGGGACCUAGCUGUUGGCGACCGGGUCCAAGUCCUCACCGAGAAGCGGGCGAACAAGGCGACAGGUACCCAUAGCAUUGCCAUUGCCGCGUGCCACGACGCGAGCAAGACGUUGGACAUGCUCGCUUCCGAGUUCUCAAAGCUCGCUCCGCGGUGCGGCGUGCGAGGUAUCAUCGUCGCAGUGCGCAGCGAUGCCGACCACCUGAACAAGCCGAUGACGUACGCGACCGACGAGCAGACGCUCGAGUAUUUUGAAGUCAUCACAAAGUCUAACCUUACUACCUUCGGCCGACGACUUGAAGCUUGCCAUGUAUCCGGCCUCGUCAACAACUACAGGCAGACGCUGCUGCUCCUCAAGAAGGACAUCGCGAGUUACAUCCACGGAAAGCUCAUUGACGCCGCUGAGUGCCCCGUGCCGAGGAUGUAUUACGUGAACUUUGACACCCUUGUCACCGCGAAGUACGGGGUUCUCAUCCUCAACUGGCCCCUCCGUCAGCUCCAGUGCCCCUCCGACAUCAAUACCACCGCCGAGCUGCAAGUCCUCAUCAACUCGUGGAAGAAUGGCACUACAAAGUUCUACAAGAUGACGCCGGCGGAGUGGGCUGAGUGGGAAGAGAAGCGGUUCGAGAGCCGAAUGGCCGAGAUGGAGGAUGCACCGGAGCAAGUAAGCGAGCCUGUCGCCGGCGUCGAGCAGGCGCCUGUACCAUCGGAUAGCCAAGAAGCUACCAUGAUCACGCAGCGUAACAACCAACCUGCGCCGCAGUCCGCAGCUCCCGCCGAAGUCUUUACGGUCCGGCAGUUCAUGCCCGCGACCACGCCCAACGCCGGGAUUAGCGGUGUUGGCUCCUCCGACAACUUCAUGAACGCGGUGAUUGGCCCCAACAAUGUUUUGAUCACUACAAAACAGCGCAAGCCACGCAAGGAUAAGGGGACAAAGCGAGGCUCGAAGACCGCUGCUACUCUUUCUUUACUUGAUGGACUUGGCAUGAGACUCCUAGCUCAUGCAGUAACCUCUGUGACGCGGAGCGCCGGGUAUGAAAAACGAGGCGCCAAGCACCCGCGCGGACUCUGUAUGCUGCGGAGCGCCAAGGAGCAAGAGAAAGCGCUUUACAGCCGCUUAAGGCUCGCCACCAAUCAGGCACCCGAGUACACGUGUCCGCACAACAAGCGCGAAGGGAAGGGAGGGUGGCGAGACCACACUGGGCGAGGUCGAGGGCAAUGGGUGGAUAACCGCGGGAUGACUGAGGACUUGAAGUGGCCGACAAAGAGGCGAGAGGCGAAAGGCAAAUGGGACGAAGGGAGGAUGGCGGUUCCGAGUGACUGUUUGGGCGGUUGGCAACAGCGUGCGUGGCUGCAAGGGAGCCGGGAGGCGGUGCGCAGAGGAGCGGGGCACGGGGGAGACAAAGAGCGGGAGGCGUAA
Messenger RNA from Coniophora puteana RWD-64-598 SS2, 3168 nucleotides. RefSeq lists its product as uncharacterized. Lineage: Eukaryota; Fungi; Basidiomycota; Agaricomycetes; Boletales; Coniophoraceae. The record is from RefSeq and is a predicted model, not a curated record. Bases 1 to 3168 code for a protein of 1055 amino acids. The transcript is spliced from 14 exons.